AUGUCCAUCUACGAGCUUCACAUCCGUGACUUCAGUGCAUCGGACCCCUCAGUGCUCGAUCCCCACCGAGGAACGUACCUAGCAUUCACUCACCCCGUGAGUGCACCCCUGCCUGCCACUCCACGCCUGCCCCACUUUUCCCCAACGCCCCACGACACUCGCCCCACUCGCUUCCACGCCCUGCCAACCACCUCCUCUUUACAUGAGCCCCUCUGCUUACCUGUCGCCCAUCACUCCUGUCACUGCAGCAGCAGCAGCAACCCCUCCGUAGCGCAUGGCAAUGAACCGAGUGGGCAUGGCGGUGGUGGCAUGGGGGCAGGGCAUGCCGUUCAUCCACGCGGGCGACGACCUGCUGCACUCCAAGUCGUUGGACCUCCAUCAUCUUUCCUCUACCCUUCUCAUUGCCCUUUUACCUGCGUGCCCCUCCCACUGCUCCUCCCUGGGCCCCGACUGCUGUGCCCGGCACGCAUGCUUGUGCAUGGCAGGCUGGACUGGUCGGGUGGCAGCAGCAACUUUGGCGUGGGGCUGCCCCCGCAUGAGAAGAACGGCGACAAAUGGGACAUGAUGCGUCCACUCAUGGCAAACCAAACAUUGCGGCCCACGUCAGCAGACAUAGCUGCCACGUCACGCUACCUGCGCAUGCUGCUGGCCGUGCGCUACUCCUCGCCGCUCUUCCGCCUGCCCUCUCUGGAGCUCGUUCAGCUCCUUCAGGUGAGCCGGGGAAGAGCCUUUGCUCACCCCGUGCCUCACCCUUCCACUCCUCCGCUGCCUUUCCCUGCCAUGCCUUCCCGCGCCCUCGCCCCUUCCCCGGCCCUCCCACAGGAGCGCGUGCGAUUUCUCAACGUGGGCCCCACAGCGCUGCCAGGGGUGAUAGUAAUGAGUGUGGCUGAUGGCGACGCUGGCUCGGGCAUGGCCCUGCUCUCACGCAAUCUUGUUCCAAACCCACUUCAGGUCAGCGCCUCCCCCUCCCCUUGCCUCUCAUCCUCCUAUCCCCCCCCCAUUGUUCGCCCACUGUCUCGCAUGCUCCCUCUCACCUCUCCUGUGUCUGAGCAGCAUGGCAUGGUCCCAGCAGUGCAAGGAGCAGGCCCCUGGUUCCAAGCAGACACGGCCAUGCUGACUGUGCCACCACUGGCCGCCCUCGCCCUGGUGGAGAUGAGGGAGUGA
Molecule: messenger RNA, 1164 nt
Organism: Closterium sp. Naga37s-1
Lineage: Eukaryota; Viridiplantae; Streptophyta; Zygnematophyceae; Desmidiales; Closteriaceae
Source: the annotation of a GenBank genome assembly